Aphanomyces astaci is the source of this 3738-nucleotide messenger RNA. RefSeq lists its product as hypothetical. The transcript is spliced from 9 exons. The record is from RefSeq and is a predicted model, not a curated record. NCBI's taxonomy places the organism in Eukaryota, Oomycota, Saprolegniomycetes, Saprolegniales, Verrucalvaceae. The coding region runs from base 1 to 3738 and encodes 1245 amino acids. Gene Ontology annotation, molecular function: calcium ion binding; protein binding.
AUGGCGCCGCCGCCACCACCUGACAGGAUUCUAUUGGAAGGUGUCUUAACAUGCGCGUCGGCAGGACCUCUGCCGUCCAGGAUCCCCUCCCGCCCGGUCGCAGACUCCGUUCAAAGUGAGCAGGGUAGUGGCCAAGUCCAGCUACUUCAACUAGGAUCAUCUGGUCGCUUCGUACUGCGCAUGUUGGACUUAGUGGUUCCCAACGUCAAGCGCCAACACCUUUACGUGCUACUCUGUCGCACCAAGGUUACGUCGCUCACGAAAUCGUUCCUCAGCACAUUUGAGCGGUCUGCAGAGCGCCUCUUGCUCGCCGACGGUCCCGAUGGCCAGCUCAAGGGAUGCCACCUCCGCAGCUUUGACCACCCACUCGACCACAUCAUGGACGUGCGCAGGAUCCAGUCCAUCGUUGUGUGCAAGCCGGCGACAGCUAAACCCCCCAGCGUCGUCGCGGACUUGCACUUGUUUGCCAACUUGGUGCCGUAUGCCCAUAUGACGCCUGCAUUGGAGCAGUCGUUGGCGGACAAGGCGAGUCUCCUCGCCGCCAAGCAAGCGCAGGACGAAGAUAUCGCCCACGAAGACGUGAACAAUCUACAGCAUGCUGAAUUGGACAUCCCGACCCUCCAAGCCUGCGCUCACGAGCUGUUUCGCAUGUUUGAUCGAGAUCGUUCCGGCACCAUCGAGUUUGCCGAAUUUCAACGGAUGUUGGCGUAUCGCCACAUCAACCUCUUGGAACCACAAGCCAAACGGUUUUUCGCCCUCUGCGACCAAGACAAGGGGGGCAGUAUCGACGAAGAGGAGUUUGUGGCGGCGCUGUACAUGACCAACUACCUCAAAACAAGGCGAGUGACGCCACAUCUGACGCCGGACGAUGUCUUUGCCGCGUUCGACGAGGACCGCGACAACUGCUUGAACCUCCUCGAGUACGAACUCGCGCUUAAAACAUUGCGCGUCCAAGCGCCCAAAGCUGCCAUCUUGCGCCGAUUUCCGUCGACCACUCGAUUAAUCACCCUCGAGGCGUUCCAGCUAGCAUGGGUAGCCCUUGUGGAUGUCCCCGCCGAAUGUGCCAAGCGCAAGCUGUUGCCACUGCCGCCUCCCCCUCGACUCAUGAACCGAGUACUUCAUCCCCGGCAACGAACGCGGCAGUUACAAGCGCACUUGCUGGCGGCGUUGGCGGCGCAAGCAGCGGAAGAAGUCGCGGCCGCCGUAGCCGCUCGGGAUGUCGUGUUGGAAAUUGGCCGACUUCGAGCGGCGGAGCGACAAGCGGCCCAGCGUCAAAUACUGCACUUGAAGCGAGGCGAAGAGGUGGAGCUCAAGACGAAGGAGGCACUGCGGGAGCGCGAAGAGAAGAUGCAAAGACGGCGGGCGCGUAAUGCCAAGGUGAAGCUGGUUCAAGAAGAGAAGCGGCUGGUGGCGCAAGUGGACGCGGACAGAGAGCGCCGCAAGCAGAUGCUCAUGAGUGUUCGAACGGAAGCACUGGUGCGGCGGCGAGAUGACACGGCCGCGCGGCGCGCCGCCCGCGGAGAUGAUGAGCUCCUGCUUGCUAAUCGGAGGCUGGCGGACAUUCCACCCGAGUUGUUCCAUGGCAAAGCGGCGUUGUUGGAGCUGUCGAAUAUGGUCAUUGUCGACUUGGCGCACAACAAGCUGACCCACCUCCCAGACAACUUUGCAUACAACUUGGAUUCGGUUCAGAAACUGGACGUGAGUUUCAACCACCUCGAAGUGUUGCCGGCCGACAUUGGGCAAUUGCAUGCGUUGCGCCUCCUGAAUGUUCGCGGCAACCGGCUCACUUCCCUCCCAGCUUCGUUUUCGAGGCUCGAUCAGCUGGAAAUCGCAGAUUUGUCGUCCAAUACAUUGCAAAGCCUGCGACUCGCCACCGACCAUAAUCCCAACCAGGUGACUAAGGCUUUGGUUUCGUGGGCGAACCUCAAGAUGCUGCACGUGUUGUACGUGGGGGACAACGCCCUCGCAACGCUCCCGAUGGACCUGAGUGCCGCCCCCAAACUCGCGCACAUGGACCUCGUCGGCAAUCCACUGAGUCGCCUUCCGCUGACGUUUCGUGAUUGCGCGUCGCUCGUGACCUUCGACGUGUCCAAGUGCUCGCUCAAGCACUUGAGCACCGAAUUCGGCAGCCAUCCGCUUCUGCAAGUCGUCGACAUGGGUCACAACAUGCUGAGUCACUUGCCGCCGUCCGUGGCCGGGCUCACGGCGAUGCAGCAGCUGUCCAUCGUUCACAACGAGCUCUUGGCGCUGCCGGACGCGGUGGGGGGCUGGGGCGAACUGGUCAUGCUGGAUGCAUCGUCCAAUCGGAUCCGGGUGCUGCCGGACGAGAUCGGCUGCUGGCGCCAAGUGGAAGCACUCCACCUGAACCACAACAGCCUCGUGAGCUUGCCACGUCAGAUCGGAUGUCUGGUUCACUUGCACACCCUCCACCUGCGGGAUAACGCCCUCGUGGAGCUGCCGCUCGACAUCGGGGCCCUCUCUGCGCUUCGCCACUGCGACCUCUCGAGGAAUAAGCUGACGGCGUUACCCUCACAGUUCGGAUUCUGCCAUGCGCUGCGUACGCUGGACGUGUCCGACAACGCGCUCGAGACGCUUCCAUCGUCUGUGGGCAUGUGGAUGGCUCUAGAGACGCUGCAUCUGCAGUACAACCGUCUGAUGUCCCCGCUGCCAGACACUGUCGUGGACUGGAUGGCACUGCGGGUGCUCGACCUCAGCCACAACAAUCUCACGCAUUUGGACCGAGCGAUCUGCGCACUUACUCGCCUAGAGAGCCUCAAUAUGGCGAAGAACCGCCUCGAGUUCCUGCCGGCGGACAUCGGCGGGAUGGCGGGGCUGCAGAUGCUGGACUUGUACCACAAUGCACUGCACGCCUUGCCCAUGGAGCUGAGCUCGCUCCUGCCGACGUUGGAGGUGCUGCAUGUGGAUGGCAACCCGAUGUCGACACUGCCGGAGAAAUGGUGCACUCGAUGGCGGUUGCAAGAUCGGUACCGCACGCAGUUUGCACACGGGUACUCGCAGCCGGAAGCUUUGGAAUGGACCCAGGACCAUGCCAUCUACUACCCCGUCGUCGUGGCCACAUGGAAUGCGCAUGCCGACGAGUACAUGGCACACGUCUUGCUCGUCGGAGCGUUCCUCGACGCCGUCCGUACAACAUUGAGCGACUCAUGGCAGCCGCGGUUUGAAAAACCUGUGAAAACGCACUUUUUCGAGUUUAAGUACCAAGGCCACCCGACACUCUAUGACGAUGCAGACGACGAUGUGCGGGAGGCGCAUCGACAGCAGGAAGCGGCACAAGAAGCCGCUAGGGACGCCGCCGCCGCCGCCACUUCGUCCGAGACGAAUGCGCUGGAGCAUGUACUGGAUGAAAGGUAUGCAGUCAACGUUGUGGAAGCCGAGAAGAAGAGUGCCGUGAAGAGGGAAAUAUAUCGCCUGAAGAGGGCGGAUGACCAACACCGCACGGCCAAGGCGUUGCAAGGAUAUAUUCAAGCGCACGCCGGUCAACGCAACGACGAAGAGGCCCGAAGACAUCAACUAGCUCAGCAUGAGUUUGCCGAGCGGCUCAAGCUUGAAGCCCUACAGCAGGAAGUGGAGUUGCAACGGCAGUACAGCGUCCCUGAUCAGACCAAGUGGGCAUUUUACCACCGCACAGGCCGCUAUCUCGAUGAUUCUAUGACAACUACUGUCGUCGCUGCACACGAUAGUCGCGUGGAGGAGGAACAGAGUCACCGAGGAUAUUGA